Schistosoma intercalatum is the source of this 1462-nucleotide messenger RNA. Lineage: Eukaryota; Metazoa; Platyhelminthes; Trematoda; Strigeidida; Schistosomatidae. The record is from the annotation of a GenBank genome assembly.
CGAAAUUCCGGGUGAAGUGAAUGUUAGGAUGUCUUCACAUGUUUUAUUCCAAGAAUAUGAAGCCAUAUCUAUUUGUACUGUAAUGCAAGUCUUUGGAACGGUUUCAUAUAUUUCAUGUAAUCGGUCAAGCUGAAUACUGUUAAUAGAAACUCUUUACAUCCAUUAUUGAAUAUCAGAUUUCAUAUUCAUUGAAAAUAGUUGCUGAUAUUCAUUGUUUUGAUAAAGAAACAUUAUGAAUGAUAGUUUGAUUGCAGUUAAAACGAUCAAUCCAACAUGGAACGAAAAACGUCAUAAAUUUCUAAUAAUUUUAAUAGUUUUUGGAAUGAUUUCAAAUAUUAUUCUCAUGGUUAUUGUAUCUUUAACAAAGAGUUUAAUUAAAAACAGUUUCAGACGUUCAUCACGAAAACAUGGUGAAAUAACAAGAUCAAGUGAUAAAUCUCUUCCAACAAAAUAUAUACUUCAAUCUACAAUAUUAUCAAAAUGUUGUACAAUUUCGAACGAUGAAAAAGAGUUCAUCAUUCAAUCCAAGUCGACACAUUCCUGUUGUGAAUUUGAAAUGAAUUGGGGUUGUUGUUAUUACAAGACUCAAUGUCAUAGUCAUUGUUUCUCAACCUCAUCUAUAGUCACUCCAGUACCAACUACUAUAGAGUUGAAUAUUUUAUCAAGUCAUCGAAACAGUAGUUAUGCUGAUGAUUCUGUAACAGAAAUUCCAGAAAAAUUAGAAAAUCUAUCUAUUAAUUCAAAAACAAAUUUAGAUAAAUACAAGUUAAAUCAACCAUGUGAAAUAAAUAAAUCAUUUUUUCUAAAUACAAAUCAACACUUAACAAACUAUGAACAAUAUUCCAAUUCUAAUAUGAAUGAAUCAAAUCUAAGUGAUGUGAAAUCAAAUCAAGAAUUAACACUACCUAGUACAUCAAUCCAUUACUGUCAUAGAUCUUUAUCUUCAUUUCCUAAUGAACAAACUAUUCCAGAUCUUGAACAAACUGCAUGGUAUAUUUUAUGUUUUUUAAUAGAAAUUUUAGCAUUUGCACAAAUUGGUUAUUUACUAUUUGAAGAUCUGUUACCAUGGAUAUCAAAUUUAUUAAUAUUUUAUUAUAAUUUUAAUAUUAAAUUAAAAUUAAAUAUUAAUUGUCGUUUAAAACGUAUGUUUGGUACAUUUUUUUUAUUAUUUGAAGAAUGGUGUCUAUUUCUAUUUGGUAUUGAACGUGUUUAUAAUAUUUAUUUAUUAAAUCACUAUGGAUUCAAUAAAAAUACCCAAUCAAUAAUGAAUGAACGUUUAUUUAUUGCAAUUAUAUUCUCUGCAUUAUGUAAUUAUUUAUGGGUAUUUGGACAAUUUCACUGGGUUAAUUCAAUUAAUUUAAUGAAUCAAACAUAUAAUAUCACAUUGAUAGAAACGGUUACAUGUAAUAUCCAUUAUUUUCAUUUAUUAUACCACAUAUAUGUUCAUUAUUAUUUAUUAUGA